AUGCACCUACCAUGCCUGGCCCAUAUUAUUAACCUGGUGGUAAGAGAUGCCCUGCAAGCUUCAAAGCCCAUCAUUGAUAAGGUGAAAGAGGCAGUGGAAUACUUUCACAGAAGCACCGUGGGGGCACAAAAACUGAAGGAGACUCAACUACAAAUGAAGAUGGAGGAGCUCCGACCAAAACAGGAUUGUCCUACAAAGUGGAAUUCCACCUACUACAUGUUGAAAAGCUUUAUUGCCAGUAAAAAUGCUAUAAUCUCCACCCUGGCCGUCACCAAUGCACCUGUCCGCCACCUGUCCCAGGAGGAAUGGACCACAGUGCAAGAAAUGUGCACAAUCUUGCAACCAUUUGAGGAAGUCACUGUGGAACUCAGUGCAGAAAGCUACUUGACAGCCUCGAAGGUCAUAGUGCUGGCCAGGGGACUUCAAAGAGCCACAGCUGAUUUCCGGCGAAAAACAACAACAGCGGUAGCGCAAGGUGUGAUCGACAGUCUGUGUGCGAGUAUGUCAUCGCGAUUCCACAGGAUUCAUGCCAACCACAUACUAGCAGAGGCUGCUGCACUUGACCCGCGUUUUAAGAGGAUGGCCUUCCCUGAUGGCAGAACAGCAGAUGAGACGUUUCAAAGGCUGUCAACUGCAGCAGCAAGAAUUAGCAGUGGCAAACCCAUCCAACAGCAACCAGCUGUGGAAGGACUGGAAGGAGCAGGCAGUGGUGCUGGAUCAAUAGUUUGGAGCUAUUUCCAUGAGGAAGUAGCUGGAACAGUGGAAGCCAGGAAUCCAACCGCUGAUGCUGUCAUGGAGGUGCGAGCCUACCUGGAGGAGCCUCUUCUUCCAACACAUGAGGAUCCCCAAGUGGUGGGAGAGUCGAGCCCCUGUUUACCCCAGGCUUAG
Molecule: messenger RNA, 888 nt
Organism: Siniperca chuatsi (mandarin fish)
Lineage: Eukaryota; Metazoa; Chordata; Actinopteri; Centrarchiformes; Sinipercidae
Product: E3 SUMO-protein ligase ZBED1-like
Exons: 3
Coding region: 1-888 (295 amino acids)
Source: RefSeq, a predicted model, not a curated record